AUGUUUCUGAUGAAGAAAGACUAUCAGAUCACCAUGAUAACCAGUCAGGGAAACCAGCGCAAAGACGCCGCCGCCACCGCAACCCGACCGCAACCCGACCGCCGCCGCCGGCGGAAACCGCGCGCUUCACCUGGGACUCGCCCGCUAGCUCCGGGGCCCGCUCCCCCGCUAGCUCCGGGGCCGGCUGGACGCCCCGUGCGGAGUCGUCACCCGGCACACCUGCCCGCCGCAGCCACCGCCAGGCUCAGAGAAGCCGGGGGGCCACAGGCAGACGCCAACUUUCCAAGUUUAAGGAGGCGGCGGCAACUCCUCCUCCCGGGCCGAGAGCGCGGGCGCACCGACGACCCAGGCCGCCCGGGGCCGGGCGAGCGCGGGGAGCUCGGGGAGCGCAGGCCCCGGGCGGGCGGGCUCGCGCCGCAACUCUCGGGCAGCGCGGCCCAAGGCCUCGGAGCGGCGCUCGUCCAUCCCCUCCCUCCUUUCCUUCCCUCCCUCCCUCGCCGCAGCUCCGGGCCUGGCGCGGCGCCGCUCACCUUGGAAACCUGGGGUGGACGUCGCCGUCAACAUGAACUUCCCAUCCAGCCGGCGGCCGCACCGCCGCCGCCGCCGCCGCCACAGCCGCCGCCGCCUCCGUUCUCCCAGCGCCUCGGCCCGAGCCGGCCCGGGCGAGUCGCGUCGUCGUCGUCCCCCGGCCCCCGGCGCGCGCCUCCCGCUCCGGAGCUGGAGACCUCGGGAGCUCGGGGCCGCCACCCGCCCGCUCGACCCUCAAGCCGCUCCGCCCGCGACACUCCGCCCGGAGAAGCCCCUUCCCCACCCCGGCACCGCAGCCUCCUCGCCCAGCGCGCCCGCCCGCUCCGCCAGCUCCGCCCGGCUCCGGCCGGGCCGCUUCAGGAAAGCCCAGGGCGCAGGCGCGGCGAAGGCCUUAAAGAGCCCCGGCCGAGCCUCUACGGCAUAAUGGGUUCGAGCAGGUUAGAGCCCCGGCCGGUUGGCGAAGGCAGAAGCACGGACCGAAGGGAUUGGACCGCGGGCAGCGGCGGAGGCGGGGAGAUCCCUGGUCUGUCCUCCGCCCACUCUCUUUUUUCCAAGCGCACCCUGCCGUCGGCCCUGCGGAGUGCUGACUGUCACCAGCCGCCAGAACCGCCCCGGGGCAGCAGAAGACGCUGGAGCAGCCGCCGCCGCCACCCUCCGCCCCGGGGAGCGGGCACCCCGUGCCUGGGGGCGCGCAGGGCGGACGCGCAGCCUGGCGAAGGCUGGCCCCGAGUUCGACCCUCAGAGAAUCGUGACUCCAAUGGCCCUUGGCCGUGGUCAAACAGGUCUUUUCUCCACCAAUCCUCUGGACGCCCGUGGGGUUUAUUCGGAGUCCGACAGAGGGCAGAAGGUCUGUUUCUUCAUCAGCCAAUUAAAGCUGAGAGUCCAGCCAGGGAGAUGGCUCAGCGGAUAAUAGCACUGGCCGUACAAGCCUGGCAGCCUCCUGCCUUCAGUCGCUGGGACCCACACAGGAAAAGACCGAAGCCAGCCAUGGCAUGCAUCGGUGCUCCCUGCACUUCUGCCACGGGGUGGAGAAGCCCCCAGAAGGCUCACCUGUCAGCCUGCCCGGAGUGCACAGCAGCACAGACAAGAAGGAUUCGGCCCAGACAGGCAGAUACCACGGUGCCCGGUAACCCUACGGUAAAAUGAGCUUCGCUUCUUUGAUGGCCCCGUAUUCUUAAGCACAAGGAGCAACUUGGGAAAGAAACAACUGUCAACAUUGCCACCAACUGGAAUUUAAGGAGGAGGAGUUUUGAGAGGCUCCCCAUUUUCACCAGUGCCCACGUGACCCAUCCUGAAAUGACAUGAAACAUAAACUAUCUACUGAGGUCGGGCUUUUUGAUGUUGAAGAUACCUGUAAAGGUCUGUGUGUAUGAGGAGGGAAGUUCUGAUGUCUUAGCUACCUUUAAGUCACCAUGUUCCUCUGUGGAUGACACCAAUAAACUUGUUGUAGAUGUA
Messenger RNA from Mesocricetus auratus (golden hamster), 1983 nucleotides. RefSeq names its product translation initiation factor IF-2-like. The record is from RefSeq and is a predicted model, not a curated record. Lineage: Eukaryota; Metazoa; Chordata; Mammalia; Rodentia; Cricetidae. The transcript has 5 exons. The coding region runs from base 1 to 1674 and encodes 557 amino acids.